AUGUAUUGUCUUUUCAUUUCAGGGUGUGGAGACACUGCUGUUACAUGUGGGAGAACGAGAAGAACGGUGUCAAAUAAAUGCUGCGUGUUCCCCUUUACAUACGAAGGAAAACAGUACGACACUUGUAUAUGGGGAGGUCCAUCGACUUCUUAUUGGUGCGCCACCACGGACAACUUUGAUCGAGAUGAACAGUGGGAUAUCUGCAAAGGUAUCAUAUUGAGAAAUUUAAUCGAAAAAAAAGUAUCAAUGAAACGUUUUAACUUUGUCUCUAAACAUUAAUGUAAACAGAAAAGUCAAGCUAAAUGAGGCUGAAAAAACUGCCUAAAAUCGAUACGGUACGGAGUGUAGUACUUGAAUGAAAUCGUCGCAUCGCAUUUUCUUUCUGGCACAAAAAUCGCACCGAGUUUUUUGAGAGAUGGCGUUUCGCGUAUCAUAAAAAAAGAAUCAGGUCUUGUGCUCGAGAACGCACUAAAUCUAUGGGACCUGUUUAUAUGAGAUGAGCCAGCCUGGUUAGCCGGACUGGCCCACUUUACCGGGCUGUCUCGGCUCCUGCCCUCUUUUCUCUUAAAAUUGUCAUUGUGUUUAUUUGAGAAGGCGGGUCAGCCUUUCCAUGUAAACACAACACAAAUUUUAUGAGGAAAUAAUACAUGCUUUUAUCUAUUCAUACGUCUUCAAAGCAAUUUUUAGCCAUCUUAAUUCUUAUAUAGCGACAUUUACAGUUGUACGUUUUAGUUUUUAUGUUAAAUCUAGUUGUUGUAUAUAUGUAAUAUAUUUUUAAUUCUCUAGAUUAUACGACAAUUUUAUGUUAGCACGUACGUAUAUGGAACGAGCUUUUUAGCUCACUAGACGUUACGUGGAUAAAUAAACGAUUGAUUGAUUGAUUGAUUGAUGAUCCAAGCCAGCCCUGGCACGGCUAACCGGGUUGGCUUACCUCACAUAAACAGGCCCAUAGUCUCAGUGUGGCCGUGCAGUAGCAGGGUGUCCGGGCGCCCACUUGUUGUAGCGUCUGCAGCGAAGGCUAAUUAAAAGUAAAAGCAAACCAGGGUAUACAGACCUAAAAAUACCUGUGUAUAACCAUAUCUUACACUAGAAUAAGAUAAAUUAGUCUCUGGUGUCUUUCACAGGCGUGAAGUGCUACAUAUGCACUAGCGAUGUUUCAUGGUCGCACUGCGAGUCUUACCAGCAAGCACACACGUGCCCGCACAUAUACGACGAAUGUCUAAAACUGAGCAAGGAGGAAGAAAACACUUACUCCAGUAAACUCUUCCGUAAAAGAUGUACUUCAAACAAGCUAUGUACAGCAUGUAAUCCAACAUGUGAAGGCCCAGAUGUUGUGAAAUGCGACUUUAGCUGCUGUAUGGGAGACCUGUGCAACGCGGCUUCUUAUGCACAAAUUGAGCGUUUGGGUGUAUUGAUGGUUUCGGUUUGGGUUUUGUUUUUGUACUCUUGA
Porites evermanni is the source of this 1450-nucleotide messenger RNA. NCBI's taxonomy places the organism in Eukaryota, Metazoa, Cnidaria, Anthozoa, Scleractinia, Poritidae. The record is from the annotation of a GenBank genome assembly.